Molecule: messenger RNA, 2973 nt
Organism: Emericellopsis cladophorae
Lineage: Eukaryota; Fungi; Ascomycota; Sordariomycetes; Hypocreales; Bionectriaceae
Product: Positive regulator of purine utilization-like protein
Exons: 1
Coding region: 1-2973 (990 amino acids)
Biological process (GO): DNA-templated transcription; positive regulation of transcription by RNA polymerase II
Molecular function (GO): sequence-specific DNA binding; zinc ion binding; DNA-binding transcription factor activity, RNA polymerase II-specific
Source: RefSeq, a predicted model, not a curated record
AUGGGCGCCCCAGACGCCUCCUCGCCCUACGCGCAACCCCCACCCUCCAAGCGCCAACGACAGUCGUCUCUCGAAGAAGUCGGAACAGCCUCCACCACGACCACGACCACGACCACUACCGCUGCCGAGCAGCCGUCGCCUCAUCAGUCGAUCGACUCCAAGGCAUCCGCCAGCAGCAACUUCCGCAACGUCAGCGCCUGCAACCGCUGCCGCCUCCGCAAGAACAGAUGCGACCAGCGCCUCCCCAGCUGCGCGAGCUGCGCAAAGGCCAACGUCGCCUGCGUCGGCUACGACCCCAUCACCAAGAAGGAGAUUCCCCGGAGCUACGUCUUCUACCUGGAGACGAGGGUGGAGCAGCUCGAGGGGCUCCUGAGGGACCACGGCAUCGACUUCCCCGCGGCGGAGAACCUCGAGAACUGCUCGCGCCCCGCGGGCAAGGACGAGGACGGCGGUGCUGGCAAGGAUGGGAGGCCGCGCAACCCAGCCGUCGAGACGCUCAGCCAUCAGAAGAGGAAUCCGACGUCUGCCUCGGCCUCGGCCUCGGCGGGUGGCAGCGCACAGAGCCCCGCCAUGCAGAACAUCUCGUCGAAGCCGAAAUCCCUCGCCUCCGCCUCGGGCGUGUCGUUUGCGCGGGUCGUCUUUGCGGCAGUACAGUACUCCGUCUCUGACCAGAGCGGGCACCCGCAGGAUCGGCGACAUCCCGGCGGUACGAGCGGCACCUCCAUGAGGGACUCGUUCUUUGGGUUACAUACCAAGCCGAGCAUCCAGCCUGCGACGUUCCCGAGCCGCGACGUGGGCAUGCGACUCGUCACACUGUACUUUGAGCACGCGAAUCCGCAGAUCCCGAUUAUGCACCGAGGCGAGUUUAUGAAGAUGUUCGAGGUUGCAUAUGCGCAACCCCCGCAGGGACUGGGCCCGCGAGAGUCCUAUGUGCUCAACAUGGUGUUUGCGAUUGGCUGCGGCGUCAUUGUCGGGGAGCCGGUCAAGAGCGAAACGUCAAGGAUGGCCGUCGACGGCGGGCAGUGCCAACCCGAGGAGUAUCAUGCGAGUGCCAUUGUCCAUCUCGAGGCUUGCCUGAGCAACUCGGGCGGGGGGCUGGAGGUUCUGCAGGCAGUGCUUCUUCUGGCCAAUUUUGCGUUGUUGAGACCCGUGCCGCCCGGUCUGUGGUAUAUCAUAGGUGUGGCGGUACGGCUGGCCGUGGACCUGGGCCUACAUCGCGAAGAUGGCAUGGACGUGGAGGCAUUACCAGAGGCGCCGCUGGACGGCGAAGCCACGGAUGGCAGCAGCACGCGACCUCGAGAGGGCAGCGCCCAGGAGCGAGGUAGGCGACAAUGGAUACGCGACAUGAGGCGGCGGCUGUGGUGGUGCACGUACUCGUUCGAUCGGCUCGUGAGUACCUGUGUCGGACGGCCGUUUGGGAUCAGCGACCAGGUCAUCACGACUGACUUGCCUUCGAUACUGGACGACGACUACAUCACGCCCGGAGGUAUCAUGGAGUCGCAGAACAACGAGAUGCUGCCAAGUUACAAGCACGUUGCGCAUCACUACUUUCGUCUCCGCAUGUUACAGUCGGAGAUCCUACAGGUCUUGCAAUACCAACAGUCACAGAUCGCCAAGGCGGGUCCGCAGGGGAUCAUGUACCCCGAGAUGCACACACAUCUGCCCUCACCAUUCUUAGUGCAGUUCGAUUCCUUCCGAUCAUGGCGGCGCAGCAUCGAUGAGAGACUAUUCAACUGGAAGCAAUCAGCGCCGACGCGCCACGAGACGGGCGUGGCAUUCUCGACAGAGUUCCUUGAGCUGAACUACUGGCAGGCUAUCAUCACCCUCUAUCGCCAGAGUCUGAGCGUGCCAGCCAUGUUUGAGGGCGAGUACAACACGUCCAACGAGGUGGAUAGCCCCCAAGGCUUCACCACGGCGGAAUCGAGAGAGGACGAGGAUAAGGUCUAUCUCAAAGUAGCGGAAGCAGGUCAGAAGAUCUUGAGGAUAUACCGACAGCUCCAUCUCACGGGGUUGGUGAGCUACACCUACCUCUCAACACAUCACCUUUUCAUGGCGGGCAUCUCGUACCUGUACGCCAUCUGGCACUCGCACACGGUACGCAGCUGCUUGACCAUGGACGAGGUGGACUUUACCGUCCUGGCGGCCAAGUCCGUCUUCACCGACAUGAUCGACAAGUGCCCCCCUGCCGAGACCUGCCGCGACGCCUUUGACAGGACGGCGAGGGCAACCAUCAAAAUGGCCAGCUCGAACGGUGGCUUCGGAGCCCAGGCGUCCGCGUCGAUGGCAGCCGCCGCCGCCCAGCGCCAUCACCACAGAACGCAUUCGACAAACUGGCUCUCUGCGCUGGAUCCCCCAACACCUACGCCUCAGCAAUCACAGCACCGAAGCCGUCCAUCCGAGCACCAGCAGCAGCCUUUUCAUUUUGACCUCUCCCUCUCGGACACACUGUCCUCGCCCACCAUGUCUGUGCAAGGCGGUGACGUGGCUUCCAAGCACUCGCCGGCCCUGUCGCAGCAGGCGGCUGCUGCUGUUGCUGCACGUGGCUACGACAAUGAGUACAUGAUGACUUCGCAGGACAACCACGCGGUGAGUCCCGCGUCUAGCAUCAAGCAGGAACCCAACAACAGCCAACGGCAGCCGCCCCAACCGCCACCGCUGCGGCGCCUCCACUCGCACCCCGCAGGGAACAACAAUAACAAUGCGUUCAUGGGACAGCAGUUUGGGCUCCAGGGCUCCAUGGACUACCCGGACACGCCGACCAUGGAUUUCUUACAGAGCCUCGGCGCCGCGCCCAACGGCGGCGACAUGGGCAGCAGCGUCGACCAGGCGCAGGUCGAUCUUGGCUUUGGCAUCAACUGGGAAGGCCUGCCGAAUGACUAUGGGGACAAUCAGCAGAUGAACCCGUUUGAUACUUUUUUCUUUGGCGCACAACAGCAAGGCGGAGGGGGCCCCAACGGGAACAUGGGUCUGUAA